GACGCAGUCGAGACGUCACUUGUACAGAAGACGCGUUUGGAGCUAAUGAGGGAGCGACGACUGCGCCAUUACAAUAAGAAAUUGCAAAAGACACAUAAGCUCCGAAAAAUUUCCGAACUCAGCAACGAAGCAGUGAACGAAGACGAGUUAGUAUUUGACCGAAUCCAAAACGGGUUCACUAUCAUGAAGCGAUUAGCUGAGGUUGACGAGUCGGAAGAGAAGCACAGUCACUCAAAGGAUAAGCAUGCAAUUUUCCAUGAGAACAGAAACAAGGCUCACUCAGAUCCCAAUAUUUCUAAGACGCCCAAGCAAAGUGCCGUAUUAAGAAUGUUUAACUGGAUGGCUCGCGGGCAUUCAUUCAGAGGAAAAUGA
This is a messenger RNA of Strongylus vulgaris, 372 nucleotides long. Lineage: Eukaryota; Metazoa; Nematoda; Chromadorea; Rhabditida; Strongylidae. The record is from the annotation of a GenBank genome assembly.